CCCGAUCUCGAAAUUUAGGUAGCUGUAGGCUGUGAGGACACCGCCGUGAGGGGCUGAGAUACCACUCGGAGGGCUGUGCAGAUGGAGUCAUACAACAUAUUAAUUCUCCCACUUUCGCAAUCUCGAUCCGAUCUAUCGCCAAAUAUUAUGAUGGAAAGAUUCUCCAGUUCUCACGAUGGACAAAUCUACAAACACCGUCAACUACAACCCCCUACCUGAAGACGGCUCUCAAAUCCGUCUCAUCACCAUCCUCCCGGGCGGGAAGCACAAGAAGGUAAAAUGCACAGUAUCUAACUUCCCCUUCGUCAAAAAUGCAAGCCAAAACCCCGAGUACGAAGCGCUGUCAUAUGUAUGGGGCGACGCCACGAUCACAACAUCCAUCACGCUAAACAGCCGCCCGUUCCAAGUAACGACGAACCUCGAAGCGGCGCUGCGUGCCCUACGCUUACGGAAUAAGAAGAGGCUCGUGUGGGUAGACGCGAUAUGCAUCGACCAGACCAGCAUCCCGGAACGGAACCAAGAAGUCCGGCGCAUGGGCGAGAUCUACAGCCGCGCCAACAACGUCGUUGUCUGGCUGGGUCGCGCGCAAGAGCCCAACGACGGCGAACAGCUGGAUGAUGAUCGUAUAGCCGAUAAGCUGCACGGGGUACUAGAUACACUAGCGAAUUUACAAUCAGAAAAUGAUGAAGCCGCGGCUGCGCUUCUAGACCGGACGGGUAAUCCCAUUUACGCGAUACGGCUACUUCACCGAUUCUUCUACCGUCCGUGGUUCAACCGUAUUUGGGUUCUGCAGGAAAUCACGCUUGCGAAGACGGCCACGAUUAUGUACGGUGAUAUGCGGAUAGGCUGGGAUCGGCUUGUGCAAGCGGUUGAUGCCCUGCGCAGACUCCAGAUUGGGCAGUACACGUAUGUCUGGCGGUUGAGCGGUGCGAGCAAGGCGGACAGCGUACAAAGAUGUUGGAUGCGGACUCGCGGCGCUACGAAGCAAAGUGAACACCCGUCACCGGUACACCUCGAGCUUGCUGAUUUGCUGUGGCAGACUCGCUUCCACGAAUGGACGGAACCUAGGGAUAGGCUGUUCGGCAUUCUAGGGUUGGUAAAGGGCGAUUUACGGGGCGAGAAGCUGCUUGAGGUCGACUACAUGAAACCGGUAGCUGACGUAUUUAAGGAUUUGAGUAUUUACAUGGUUCAAGGCGGCAUGCUCUCCCAUCUGCUUUGCUCCAUCGUGAAACCAGUGGAUGGGUUGCCAUCGUGGGCAUCGAAUUGGAUCGCUGACUUACAAGGCGAAACUGCUACGAGGCUUUCUAAAGGUCUCAUGAUUUAUAUGCAAAUAUAUGAGUUCAAGGGUGUUCAACAACCGCUAAACCCGCCACGGCUCUCGGACGACCUUUGCCGAAUCACCAUCAAAGGGGCUAUCGUUGAUUACGGUAUUGGACACAUCGGGAAACGAUUCGAGCCCUUCCUAGCCAUGUCGAUCGAAGAAAGGGCUAGGGCUGUUCGUACGCGUCUUAUCGAAUGGGAAGACGAAAUGGAAUCCCAACAUUGUGCACACCAGAUAUUCGAAACACAAGCUGAGAGGCGUGAAGCCUGGAAAUCCGCUGUCCUUCACGAGUUGCUAGGCGAUGAAACCGAGUUAGGCCACCACUACGAUCUAAUGACAGAUCGCGAAAACGAAAUACGGACAGAUAAAGACUAUGCCUUUCUCAUGAAGAUUGUAACCAAUUUUGAUUCGACUCUAGGCCUUAGUUGCGACUAUAUAAGGCCUUUCGUCACGGUGUCAGGUCUGAUGGGGAGUACAGGCACAAAAAGCGAUUUACGGUCCGGAGAUCAGGUCAGUAUACUUGUAGGUUCAGGAGUACCAUACAUACUACGACCUGUGGAUCAAACUAGAGACCUUUAUAAAUUUGUUGGAUGUUGUUGGAUGCCUGGGCUUAUGGAUUUCGACGCGGUCGAGGGAGAAAGGGAGGGAUAUUGGAAACCACACGAUAUCACUCUUAUUUGAUCGAGUAAUUAUUGCAAUCCCGGGUGGAAAUUUUCUAUUUCAGGUUGAUUAUGAUUAAGACGCACCCUGCAACUACUUAGGCUGGCGAGAGAAUAAUGGGAUUGCCUAAAUUUAAGGGGCCGGAGCGUUUUUCUUCGCUGCGUGCUCUUUCCGGCCCUCUUCCUUAAGCUUUUCAUCGUCGGGACGACGUAACUCGACUUGCGGCAUCAUAAACCAUGCGAUCACGAAUGCAAGAGCAGCUAACGAUGCCCCCACGAGAAAUAUCACCCUGAAACCUUGGCGGUACGCGGGAAUCAGCAUUGAGCGGAUGCGCUGGGCCUCAUCCGCAGGUAGACUCGAUAAAUAAGAUUGGGGGCUGCUAAGGAGAUCCUUAAAGCCGGCUUCGUCAGUAUCGAGAGAUGAAAGCGAAUUUGCUAAGAUGUUAUUCCUAGAUGAUAGGGUCAAUAUGAAUGGUUCGUUCGAGAGUUCCUCGGUUGCGGAUCAUGACUGACAGUAAAGUGCCGCAGAUAGCUAGUCCAAAGGUUCCGCCCAAAUUGCGUACGAAAUUUCGGAAAGACGUCACCACAGC
Annulohypoxylon maeteangense is the source of this 2570-nucleotide messenger RNA. RefSeq names its product heterokaryon incompatibility protein-domain-containing protein. NCBI's taxonomy places the organism in Eukaryota, Fungi, Ascomycota, Sordariomycetes, Xylariales, Hypoxylaceae. The coding region runs from base 176 to 2002 and encodes 608 amino acids. The record is from RefSeq and is a predicted model, not a curated record. The transcript is spliced from 2 exons.